UGUCGUACAGCGCUCUCUAUCUUUCUCUCCCUCUAUUCUCUUGGAAUAGGAGAGGCUGGAUUCGGGAGAAGGGCCGCCAUUAUUGGGAAGCUGAAAAAAUACACUUAGACACCGUAAAACAUUUGGGCAGUCUAUGUAAUGAUUCUCAUAGGAAACAUAACAUCUAGUUGUUUUUUUUUUUAUUGAGCAUUGCGCAACACUCAACACCGCAUAUUCUGUGUAGCCUACGCAUAUGGGCAGCUCUGUGUUUUGGACACAACAAAGGAAAUAAUAAUUGGUCAAAAACAACGUGGUGAAUCAAGAGGAAGACCCAACGAAACAACCUUUUCAAACGCCCCCUCUUUCCCAACGAGUACGGACAUCCAGUGGACAAGGAACUUAAGUUUUACUACAUUUGUCUACCUAACAUAGGUGUUUUUCUGUACGUCCAAAGGCAAAAGGAAGAACUCAACAUGCAGAUGGUACCGAAAACUUCAUAGGCUACUUGUGAAAAUGGAGACUUGAAUUCAAGGAAAAAAUAUACCAACUGUCUAAAAGGGAAAUAUAAAUAUGUAUGUGUAGGACUGUUAGAGGAGUACACUUUUCUGUCUUCAUUAAUUCAAUUUUCAAGACAUUGGGAGUGCUGUUUUGUUAGUGGCGGCGGAGGACAUUCUAAAGAAAGCAGUGAACGAGAGGAGAGAAAGGGAGGAAUGCUAUGGUUCAGACCAAAGGCCAGUAACAAUCCUUGCAUGGAAAGACCACCAGUCGACCUCCUCCCUAGAGCUUGUGGGCAUGGCAGGAUGAGUGUCUGUGUUCGACGAUGAUGGCCAAAAAGCAAGAUGCGAAGUCGCCCACCUACAACCUGGUCGUGGUGGGCCUGUCUGGCACGGAGAAAGAGAAAGGGCAGUGUGGUGUGGGCAAGUCCUGCCUGUGCAACCGCUUUGUCCGUCCCAGCGCGGAUGACUUCUACCUGGAACACACCUCUGUGCUCAGCACCAGCGAUUUCGGUGGGCGCGUGGUGAACAAUGACCAUUUCCUGUUCUGGGGGGAAACAGGCCGGUUGAUGGAGGAGGGGCCUGAGUGCAGGAUGCAUGUAGUGGAGCAGACAGAGUUCAUUGAUGACCAGACGUUUCAGCCACAUCGCUCCACAGCCCUCCAGCCCUACAUUAAGAGGGCAGCUGCUAACAAGCUGGCCUCGGCAGAGAAGCUGAUGUACUUUUGCACAGACCAGCUUGGACUGGAGCAGGACUUUGAGCAGAAGCAGAUGCCUGAGGGCAAGCUGAUGGUGGAUGGCUUCCUCCUUUGUGUGGAUGUCAGCAGGGGAAUGAACCGCAACUUUGAUGACCAGAUGAAGUUUGUCACUAAUCUCUAUAACCAGCUAGCCAAAAACAAGAAGCCAGUGGUGCUGGUCCUUACCAAGUGUGACGAGGGGGUGGAGCGUUACAUCAAGGACUCGCACACCUUUGCCCUGACCAAGAAGAACCUUCAGGUGGUAGAGACGUCAGCACGCUCCAAUGUCAAUGUAGACCUGGCAUUUCUUACGCUGGUGCAACUGAUAGACAAGGGCCGGGGCAAACCCAAGAUCAUCCCCUACUUUGAGGCUCUGAAACAGCAGAGCCAGCAGAUCGCCACGGCUAAAGACCGUUAUGAAUGGCUGGUCAGCCGCAUCGUGAAGAAUCACAAUGAGACGUGGACCAAUACCAAGCGGCGCAUGCAGACCUCCUCAGAGUAUAAGGAUUAUGUCUUCUUGGAGGGCACGACCAAAGCCCAUAAGCUUUUCCAGGAGCACGUUCUCAGGCUAAAAAAGGAGCACAUUGAGCGAAGGCGGAAGGUCUACCUCAGCAAACUGCCUCAGGCACUAAGUUCCCUAGUCUCAGACUUGGAUGAAAUUGACCACCUGAGCUGGUCUGGGGUCCAGAAGGUCCUGGAGACCAAGCAAGAUUUCCCCAACUGGUUUGUUGUGUUGGACACGCCUUGGGAUUCCAAACCACACAUUGACAAUGUAGAUGAUGAUAGGAUUCCGCAGGACCUCCUGGAGACGCCCGUGGCUGAGACUAUAUACGAUGCUCAUUUGGAGCAACUGAGAAAUGAGCGUAAACGGGCAGAGAUGAGAUGGGAGUUCAAAGAAAAACUAAUUGCAUCUCCCUUUGUCACUGCUGGCAAACCCUGGGAGGAGGCACGCAGCUUCAUAAUGAACGAAGACUUCUAUCAGUGGCUGGAGGAGCCAGAGUACCUAGACAUCUACAACAAGCACCAGAAAGAGAUUAUUGACCGAGCCAAGGAAGACUUCCAGGAGCUGCUGCUAGAAUACUCUGAGCUCUUCUAUGAGCUGGAAGUGGACGCCAAGCCCAGCAAGGAGAAGAUGGGGGCCAUCCAGGAGAUGUUGGGGGAGGAGCAGCGGUUCAAGGCCCUGCAAAAGUUACAGGCUGAAAGGGAUGCUCUAGUACUUAAGCACAUCCACUUUGUCUACCACCCUACCAAGGAGACCUGCCCCAAUAGCCCCCACUGUGUAGACUGUAAGAUCGAACAGGUUCUAGCCUCCAAGUUCCCUACUCGAUAUUCCUUCUUUGAUAGCCAGAAAAUGGGUGAUGGCAAGGCGGACAGGAUAAACCUGGUUAUUCUAGGUAAAGAUGGCCUGGGUAGAGAAUUGGCCAAUGAGAUCAGGGCUCUGUGCACCAAUGAUGACCGAUAUGUACUGGACGGAAAAAUGUACGAGUUGUCCCUCCGCCCCAUAGAGGGCAAUGUACGUCUUCCGGUGAACUCUUUCCACACCCCCACCUUCACCCCCCAUGGAGUCCUGUGUCUGUACAACUCUAAGGAGUCGCUGUCGUACAUUAUGGAGAGCAUUGAGAAGCUGAGAGAGUCCACGCUGGGCCGGAGAGAAAAUAGCCUUUUCCAGCUCCCCAUGAACCUGCUCCUUGUUACCAAACGGGGCGUGGGCUCCAUCGGUGACAUGGGGGGCGAGACGGCCCACUCACUCAUUCUCCAAGGGCAGCAGGUGGCAGGGAAGCUGCAGUGUGGUUACCUGGACCCUGCUUCUCCUGGGACAGGCUAUGGACGCAAUGUGAACGAAAAGCAGAUCAACCAGGUUUUGAAGGGCCUGUUAGAGUGCCGCCGCCCCCCGGGGAGCAUCGGCAGCAGCUCUCCCCCAUCGGCCUUCAGAGACUCUCACUCCCAGCCCGUCCCUGAGACAGACCUGCGGAUAGUCAUGUGCCUGAUGUGCGGGGACAAUUAUGAUGUGGAACAGCUCCUCUCGCCCCUCCUACUGCCCAAGCACUGUCGACCGGCCUCCAGCUUGAGCAGCGGCACCUCCGUUCUCCUGGAGCUCACAGUGGGGGCCCAGAGGCAAACUGUCGACCUGUCCUUGCUCUCCUUCCACUCCUCGUUCGCCCUAAGGAAGAGCCGCCUAGUGCACGGCUACAUCGCCGUGUACUCUGCGCGGCGCAAGGCGUCCAUGGAGACCCUGUGUGCUUUCCUCUGUGAGGUGCAGGACAUCAUUCCCGUGCAGCUGCUAGCUGUCGGGGAGAGCCAGUCUGAGCUGUCGGACAAUGAGGUGUCCAGGGAGCAGGUGAGCCAGGGAGAGGAGCUGGCCCGGGAGAUCGAGGCCAAGUUCAACACUGUGGUGUGUGGCCCUGGAGGGGUGGUGGGAGGCCUGCACCGGAUAGACCUCUUCCAGCCCUUCCUGAAGGAGGUGGUGGAGAAACGCACCAUCGUGGAGGCCACACACAUGUAUGAUAACGCCGCUGAGGCCUGCACCACGGAGAGCACGAGCCCGGCCCGCUGCAAUUCCCCGAGCCCCGUCAACAACCUGCUGGACUCCGAGGAGGACGUGGAGCCUUCGCCCCCGUACACCGAUGGCACCCUCACCUCCCAGCUCGGCGGCUUCAAGAUCCCUGAGCUGGACUCCAGCGACACCUUCUCCGUCAUCUCGGACAUCAACAGCUUCGAGAGCAGGCUUAACAACAAGGUGCCGCCUCAGGUGAAGCCCAAGCCGGUACGUAAAGUCAACCUGGGGCCCUACAUGGACCAGCAAGGGACUAACCGGCGCUCCUUACCCCCUGCGGUCACCUGGGCGCCGGGCAGCGACGGUGGCUACGACCCCUCGGACUACGCGGAGCCCUUGGACGCGGUGACCAAGCCUCGACCGACGGAGGAAGAAAGCAUCUACUCCGUGCCCCACGACAGCACGCAGGGCAAAAUCAUCACCAUCCGCAACGCGAGCAAGCAUUCCAACGGCGGGGGCAAUGGCUCGGACAGCGAGGCCGACAGUGGCUCCCUGGAGAGGAGGAGGAAGCAGUCCAUUCCCGGGGUGAAGCCGCGGUUGUACCGCGACCGCUCCAAACGCCUGGGCAAGUUCAGCAACUUCCGCACAAGCUUCUCCAUCGGCAGUGAUGACGAGCUGGGGCCGCCCAAGGUACCCGAGGAGCUGGGCGGGGCGCACAAGGGGGACAACUCUUUGAACGAGGAGGGCGAGGACCCCAAGAGGAGGAAUAUUCUCAGGAGCCUACGUCGCAACACCAAGAAACCGCGGCCCAAGCCCAGGCAUUCCAUAUCCAAAGUAGAAAGCAACUACUUUGGCGUGCCACUGGUCAACGUGGUAACACCCGACAGACCCAUCCCGCUCUUCAUCGACAAGUGCAUACGAUACAUCGAAGCGACAGGUAUCACCACUGAGGGGCUCUACAGGGUGAGCGGGAACAAGGCGGAGAUGGAGAGCAUGAUGAGACAGUUUGACCAGGACCAUAACCUGGACCUGGUGGAGAAGGACUUUACUAUCAAUACAGUUGCCGGGGCCAUGAAGGCCUUCUUCUCUGAGCUACCUGAACCCCUGGUGCCCUACAGCCAUCAGAUCGACCUGGUGGAGGCCUUCAAAAUCAACGAUAGGGAUCAGCGGGUCCAGGCCAUGAAAGACGUCCUGCGGCGCUUUCCCAGGGAGAACUACGACGUCUUCAAAUACGUCAUCAGCCACCUCAACAAGGUGAGCCAAAACAAUCGGUCGAACCUGAUGACCAGCGAGAACCUGUCCAUCUGCUUCUGGCCCACGCUGAUGCGUCCAGACUUCACCACCAUGGACGCCCUGACAGCCACGCGGACCUACCAGACAAUCAUCGAGUCCUUCAUCCACCAGUGUGCUUUCUUCUUCUACAAUCAGCCCCUGUCUGACACGCCCAGUGGGCAUGCCUCCCCCACCUCCACCCUGUCCUCCCACGGGGGAACCUCCGCCUACUCCUCCCUGGUCUUCAACUCCCCGAGUGUCACGCCCGCCCCGGCCCCCUACGUCAUGCCCGCCACGCCGCCCAUCAUCCCCCACUACGGGCCGCCCUUUUCCCAUAGCCACAUCCAGCAGUCCCCGCCACGCUCCCCGCCCCCCACCCCGCAGUCCCCUGUCCAGUCCCUGGUGCCCUCGCUGCACCCCCACCCCCCUCCUACAGAACAACACAUGCUGUGAACCUGGAAUGGAAGGGAAGCGGGAAAUGAGAGACGGAGUGACUGAGGUUCAGGGGAAACGUGAGAGAGGAACACACCCAGAGAAGAUGAAGGGGUGGACAGAAAGACAAAGGGAGAUAGAGUGAAUUUGAGAGGCAAAGGACAGAAAUUGUGAAGUGAGUUGGGGCGGGGGGGGGGGGGGGGGGGUUGAGUGAGCGGAAGUUCAUGUAGGGAGUAACAGAUUUUGGGAGAGUGGAAAAGGGGGUUGUUUGGGAGAGGGGGAUCCCAACCCCAAUUGUUUUUAAGACACACACACACUACACAGGGGUGGAGGUGGGAAAGAGAAACUUUUGAGGCUCUAGUCCAACGUGUCCUCCCGUAUCUAAUCUCUAGAGUCCCACCCACCCACAAACACACUCUGCUGUCUCCUGGUAGCCUCAUCUGGACAGCCCAGUGUGGCCAGCCGGGCUCCCCCAGGAACUGCCACGCGUCUGGCAUUCAAAAGAGACCUUGGAACUGCUGACUGUAGACAGACAGGAUAUCUUUGGGGGAGGUAUGGGAGGAACUGACUGUAGACAGACAGGGUGUUUGUGGGUGAGGUAUGGAAGGAACUGACUGUAGACAGACAGGGUAUCUUUGGGUGAGGUAUGUGAGGAACUGACUGUAGACAGACAGGGUGUCUUUGGGUGAGGUAUGGGAGGAACUGACUGUAGACAGACAGGGUGUUUGUGGGUGAGGUAUGGAAGGAACUGACUGUAGACAGACAGGGUAUCUUUGGGGGAGGUAUGUGAGGAACUGACUGUAGACAGACAGGGUAUCUUUGGGUGAGGUAUGGAAGAAACUGACUGUAGACAGACGGUGUUUGUGGGUGAGGUAUGGGAGGAACUGACUGUAGACAGACAGGGUAUCUUUGGGUGAGGGUAUGGGAGGAACUGACUGUAGACAGACAGGGUAUCUUUGGGUGAGGUAUGGGAGGAACUGACUGUAGACAGACAGGGUAUCUUUGGGUGAGGUAUGGGAGGAACUGACUGUAGACAGACAUGGUGUUUGUGGGUGAGGUAUGGGAGGAACUGACUAGACAGACAGGGUCUUUGUGGGUGAGGUAUGGGAGGAACUGACUGUAGACUGACAGGGUAUCUUUGGGUGAGGUAUGGGAGGAACAUGAACUAUAUAGAUCUGCUGUCUGGACCCUGAACCCCCAAGGCUGAUUCUAGGUCCGGGGAAAUAGAGGACCAGACCAGUAGAUUCUACUUUUAUUUGACCACUGUGACAUGGAAAUGGACCAGAGGCGGGCUUCACCUCCCACCCUGGAAUAACGUCAACAGACUCACACACACAUCCCCAUUCCCCGCUGCAGUUCAGCUACAAGCAGAGCCAGCAAUAAGAACAAAACUCUUAACCAGCUGGAUGUGGAGAGAAGCUGGAACAUGGAAGUCUGGGUACUCACACCCUCUGCAUCUUGGGAGAGCUCCUCUUCUCUGUUCUCUGAACCCAUGGCUCCGUGCCUCCAGGCAACGCUGGAAGACUGUUGUUUUUGUUUUGAUUGUUUCUAAAAGAAGAUAUCUUUAUCCCCCUGAUUCUUCCUCGUUUCUAAUGUUGUUCCAUUUCCUCUCUCCACCCCCCCCCCCAUGCUUCCAUUUAGAUUUUUAAACUGUGGAUCAGUUUUGGAGAAUGUUACAUUGGUAAUUUACCAAUCAGAAGGCACUCUCACACAUACUCCCCAUCUCUAAUGUCGAUGUUCAUUGGCCCUUGUGCUUCCUGUUAAGGGUGGGGGUAACUGGCUGGGAGAGGUAGAAGGGAUUGGGAUUGGUAAGGGGUGGGAUUCAGGGAUGCACUUUAACAGACUCUGAACACCAAGGCUCUUAGACCCAGGAACUGAAACAGGCAUAACGUUCCAAAGAGGAGGCAUUGGUUAGCGUUGGCAGGGAGCCUACUCCUCCCGUGUCCUCCUGAAUCUACUCCUCCUGUUCAUGGGUUCGGUCUGGAGAGACAUGGGGACAUGUGCUUGAAGCCAGUCAGGCUGCAUGCGGACAUGCUUCUAACGUGGUAGGGAGGAACGUUACAUUCGAGCUCCCACCGAAGUCUGUAGAGGUUGAGAGGCGGCACAGCACUUUUGGUAUCACCUUUAGGGAGAAGUGGGACCACAAGUUCUCACUGGGUCUGAUGUUUUGUGAUGUCGGGUUUGUAGCACGCGGCUCUCCGAGAACACACCGCUGCCAUCUGGUGGUCGACGUUGCUACUGCAGUAAUGACCUCACCCAUCGCUGCGUGGGCGGAACGGCCAAUUCUCUCCCCUUAGGUUGUAACCUGAGAUGUCUUCACAUCCAUAAUCACCUAUAUCUAUAUAUUGAAUGUCAAGACAAGUGGGCCCGAGCCUGAAUUCUAUGAGAGUAUUAUGAAAGCCAUAUGAACUGCAUUGAGAUUAGCCUGUGGAUGAUGGGGAUGAUGUCUGAAUGAAGUCCGGAUGAUAUCUCUGGUGUUUCUUGGGUAUGUGUUGCUGCUGCCAGUACUUUGCUACGGAUGGAUGUUCUUCAGAGUUUGGAUAGUGUCACCGUGACAACUGUUUUCUGUCCCCCCCACAGCUGUCCAUGUGUCCAGUUGUGCUCUGAUGGUUGGCAGUGUGUGGAGGUGUGAUGAGAUGUUGUGGCACUGAGGCUGGCUCAGCAUAGCCAUUCCCAGUCGUCUGGUUGUAUUAGAGUAUGACAAGGUGGCGAGGAGGAAUUGGGACCAGGUAAGAGGUUAGUCAAGUGUUUUCUGACGGCCAGUGGUGUUGAUUGUCCCAGAGACAGUGGCUGCCCUUCCCUAGCGUUUUUUUCCUGGUAAGGUGGAUCCAUUCUGGUGUGCUUACUGCCCCACAGAGAUAUGGAGAUGGGGAAACCUCGAAGUGGGCAGCUGCGACAAGCAUGCCCUCUCUCAUGUGAAGGAAAACGUCAGACAGUGUACGGCGACAGAAAUACUGAGACAUUUUAUUUAUACUGUUGUCUACAUUCAUUUUGUCUUAUUUCUCCACCAUUUUUGAUUGUCCCUGACUGCCAGCUGGUGGUCGUUGGUGUCUCACUUCCUGGUUUGCACCAUUUCUUACCGAAGCCCUUUUUUGACACGGCCCCAUUCCACAGAGACCUCAGAACAGACCUCAGGACAGACCUAUUCAUCUGUCUGGAGACUGGAUGAUUGCACAAUUCCAUGCUUCUGUCUGUGGUUGUCAUAGAAACCUGUGUGAUUUAGAAAUAGAAAGUGUGUGUGUGUUCAUUACAAAGAGCCUAACUAAGGUCAUCUUAUCCGUGUCGGUUUGACCCCUUGCUUUCCUCACACAUGCCUGUGUCCAUGUCUCCCCAGUUUCCAUUGUCCCGAUAGAAAGGCCCCCUCUGCUCAUGGCUGGAGUCAAACCCUGACGGUUGGCCCAAUGGCCUUAUAAGUAUAAACUACCUACAUGGUGUGGGUUUGUCUGUGUUAGGAAGUGAUGUCAUUUAAUCUUUCAGCAGUGACCAGGAGUCAUAGUAACACAACACUGAAGAAAGACUACGCAUUCAUCCUCAGUGACACUGCCCCAUGAGGUGUGAGCUGGACCUGACCUGUAGUUAUACUCAUAGUUUGAUAUAGGUUUAUUUCUCAAAGGAGAGAGAGAGAACAAAAGUUAGAUUUAGUGAGAGAGCGGGAGAGCGCGUGAGAUUGAGAGUGAGUGGGAGAGAGAGAGAGAAAACAGAGAGUGAAUGGGAUCACUAGUUGGGAGAUGGGGGUUGGAACUCUGGUACUUGUUAGAAUGCUGGCUAGGGGCAUUCCCUGUGUAUAUCAAUGUGGUAAUACUGAACAGACUGUGAGGCAGCCAAAGACUGUGCAAAAAAAAGUGGGGGAGAGAGGAAGCAAAGUGACAAAUGGGAAAAACUGUUGUAUAAAAAUGUGACUUUGAUUUAGCGAUCAUAUGUGGCUGCAUCGCUUUUCUUUUCUUUAUUCUUUGCAAAAAUGGUGACAGAUUGUCUGUUAAGUUAAAAUGAGAAACAAGCAAACUAUAUUAAAAUGGUUGUUUAUUUGUAUGUUAGGGGGUCUAACAUUUUGCCCUAUAGUCAAUGGUGAUAAAAAAAAAGGUUUGUUUGUUUUAUUUUAUUAAUUAAAAAAACAAAACAUUUUUAACAGUUUUGUGAAUGGGGAAGAGGCUAGCCCAGUAUAGUGCAUGAGUUUAGCCCAGACAACAGAUGGGCUCGACCACUCAGUAUUUAAGAAAAGAUUUAAAGAAAAACAAAAAAUGAAAUAAUGGGCGUGGAGGGGGAGAACCUGUACAAAAAAUCAAAUGAAGUAAACGAAAAGAUACAUAAAAAAAAUGCUGUCAUUAUUUGCAAAGAGUCUGGUAAUUUGUCUCAAUGGGAAUGGUGUAUACAUUAAGGCCUUACAUGACCUGUAUCAUAGUUAAUAAAUCGAUCUUGUAAAAACUG
Esox lucius (northern pike) is the source of this 9832-nucleotide messenger RNA. It is a transcript of the gene arhgap35a, whose product is annotated as Rho GTPase activating protein 35a. Bases 800 to 5428 code for a protein of 1542 amino acids. NCBI's taxonomy places the organism in Eukaryota, Metazoa, Chordata, Actinopteri, Esociformes, Esocidae. Gene Ontology annotation, biological process: signal transduction. The transcript has 7 exons. Gene Ontology annotation, molecular function: GTP binding; GTPase activity. The record is from RefSeq and is a predicted model, not a curated record.